AUGGACCUUGGCUUUUCUACUUCAAACCGUAUUUACAUUGAUGAAAGCUUAACGCCUCAGAGUCGGGCUAUAUUUGGAGAAGUAAAGAAAUUCCGAAAUCAACAACAUUUUAAAUUUAUCUGGACAAGGAACGGAAAAGUGUUUCUGAAGAAAGAUGAAAGUCAACAAUCAAUCGCAAGUGUUUUUGAUUGA
Paramuricea clavata is the source of this 192-nucleotide messenger RNA. Lineage: Eukaryota; Metazoa; Cnidaria; Anthozoa; Malacalcyonacea; Plexauridae. The record is from the annotation of a GenBank genome assembly.